Podarcis raffonei (Aeolian wall lizard) is the source of this 1623-nucleotide messenger RNA. It is a transcript of the gene CENPO, whose product is annotated as centromere protein O. Bases 111 to 926 code for a protein of 271 amino acids. Gene Ontology annotation, cellular component: Mis6-Sim4 complex; kinetochore. NCBI's taxonomy places the organism in Eukaryota, Metazoa, Chordata, Lepidosauria, Squamata, Lacertidae. The record is from RefSeq and is a predicted model, not a curated record. The transcript has 5 exons.
GACUUGCAUUGUGGUUCUUUGCAGGUGUCUUUUCCCACCUGGAAACGCUGGAAGCUUCUGCCCGCAAGAAACAAAGGGAAAAGAGAGAACAUGAGGAGAACGUGGACAGAAUGAAAGCAAGGAUCAAGGAACUGAGGCGUCAAAGAGAUUUGCUGAGGGCCAAAUUGGAAGUGUGUCGUUCUCAAAUUGUUGGGGUCAAAGACAAAACCAAAAGUGGUCCUCUGACUUCUAAGGCUACAGAGAUUCAACAAGUCCUUCUGGAGUGGAAGACUGAGAGCGCCAAGGAGUUACUACACGUCUUUCGUCUGACAGGCCUCAGUGGGAAGCGGACCAAGCAAGGAGUCUGUCUGUGCAUCAGCACUGCCUUUGAAGGCACCUACCUGGACUCCUAUUACCUGGACCUCCACAUACGCCAGCCAGUCCGGAUCCUGCGCCACUCCGUUCCGCCCUUCAUCCCCUUGGAGCACAUCGCUCGCAAGCAUCUGCAGACAGACAUCAAGCGCUUCUUGUCUGUGCUCUCAAACCACCUGAACGCUUACGCUGGGAGAAAAUUCCAGGCAGAUCAGUUACAGGAGCGUUUUGCUGCUUUCCUUGAAGGACAUUUGCAGGGGAAUUCCUUAUACAACCUACUCAAAUUUAACUAUGGCGUGGCAGGAGAAGGUCAGACUUUCCCAUUCACAGCAAAACUAACUUACGGAGAUCCUAUGAGUGCCUUCCCAACCGAGGUCACUGUUGCAUGUAAAGAAAAUUCUCCAGCCUCUAUGCUAGACAUGGCGGCAGUUCAUUUGCCCCUGUUCCAAGAGAAAUCGCUUCAUGAAGCUUUUCAUUGCAUCACAACCUCAGAAGAAAAUCAGAGCCCAUCUUCUUUACCGGGUUUGCCUGCCUCUUCCACGGGCGUGACUUCCGAUGACAACACGGCUCUCUGAGAUUGCUGCAAUGUGAAUUACCUAUCAACAGUGGCACUUCUGCAGAUCAACCCUACACAGAAAACCUCUGUUCCCUGUGUUACUGAAAAGAUGCCUUCUAAGCAGCUGGCUGUUUGGAGUUCUCUGCCAGCCCAGUGGGCAAAGUGUGCACCUCUAAAGUGGUGUGCGUUAUUGAAGCGUGAUGGAAGCAGCUACCGGCAAAAGAUUCUGCUAGAUGCUGCUAAUCCAGUUAUGGGUGCGGCAGUUUUUUCCACUUUUCAACCUUUGUGCUUUCUGUGACCUUGUGGGAGUCAUUUCCAUCCCAUAUUCUUACCAUGAAAGGGGCCAAAGCAGGUUCAUGUGGCAGGAUUCACAUGGGAAACAGUUCUUUUAUUUCCUUUUGAGGCCGGCUAGAGUGUUUUGAUGCUGCAAUUUUAAAUGCAAGAAGCUUCUUGGUCACUGGCCAUCUCCAAAACAGCUGUCAACCAUGCAAAAGCAGCUGGAACUACGUGGAGAACCUUAAAAUGUAAUACGGAGUUUCCUUUUUUAAAAAAAUUAAAUGUUUCUACUUUUAUAAUACGUUCAAAAGCAAAUUAAUUGCUCACAUGGACAGUAAUGUGUACUUCACUGGUGAGGAUAUACAAGAAUCUGUAGCAUAUGUGCUUAUUGAUAUCAAUCUUAUAUUGCUCUUUAUAAAAGGCCAAUAGUUAAGCUCUAA